AUGUUCCACUGGCAGGCAACCAUAAUGUGGCCCAAUGACAGCCUCUACCAGGGAGGUGUCUAUUUCCUAAUGAUCCAAUUUCCAUCUGAUUACCUCUUCAAACUACCAAAGACCUCAUUCACCACCCAAAUUUACCAUUUGAACAUUAACAGAAACAAAAACAACUUUCUGGACAUUCUUAUAUCCAAGCAAUUUUCAGCACUGACCAUUUCCAAAGUGUUGUUAUCCAUCUGUUCCAUGUUGCGCAACCCCAACCCCAAUGGUACUUUGAUUCCUGAAAGUGUGAAGAUUUACACAAAGGAUAGGUGGAAAUAUGACAGAAUAACCCAAAUAUAG
Neomonachus schauinslandi (Hawaiian monk seal) is the source of this 336-nucleotide messenger RNA. RefSeq names its product ubiquitin-conjugating enzyme E2 D3-like. The record is from RefSeq and is a predicted model, not a curated record. Lineage: Eukaryota; Metazoa; Chordata; Mammalia; Carnivora; Phocidae. The coding region runs from base 1 to 336 and encodes 111 amino acids. Gene Ontology annotation, biological process: protein K48-linked ubiquitination; ubiquitin-dependent protein catabolic process. The transcript has a single exon. Gene Ontology annotation, molecular function: ubiquitin conjugating enzyme activity. Gene Ontology annotation, cellular component: nucleus.